Heterocephalus glaber (naked mole-rat) is the source of this 1739-nucleotide messenger RNA. RefSeq names its product BCL2 interacting protein 3 (gene Bnip3). The record is from RefSeq and is a predicted model, not a curated record. Lineage: Eukaryota; Metazoa; Chordata; Mammalia; Rodentia; Bathyergidae. Gene Ontology annotation, cellular component: nucleus; nuclear envelope; mitochondrial envelope. Gene Ontology annotation, biological process: positive regulation of apoptotic process; mitochondrial outer membrane permeabilization.
CCGCCCCGCCCCGCGUGUCCUUUUUCCUCUGCGCCGCCUGUGUUUAGUGCAGAGCUGCGGAUCCGUCGCGCGUCUGCUCUUGUGCGACCGCUGCUGAAGCGCUGUCGCAGCUGGGCGCGGAGCGACAUCCACGGUUCAGCAGCCUCUGGUGUCAUGUCGCAGAGUGGGGUCCCCGCGUUGCAGGAGGAGAACCUGCAGGGCUCCUGGGUAGAAUUGCACUUCAGCAAUAAUGGGAAUGGGAGCAGUGUUCCAGCCUCAGUUUCUAUUUAUAAUGGUGACAUGGAAAAAAUACUGCUAGAUGCCCAGCGUGAAUCUGGACGGAGUAGCUCAAAGAGUUCUCACUGUGACAGCCCACCUCGCUCACAGACACCACAAGAUACUAAUAGAGCUUCCGAAAUAGAUACACAUAGCAUUGGAGAAAAAAACAGCUCUCAGUCAGAGGAAGAUUAUAUUGAGAGAAGGAAAGAAGUUGAAAGCAUCUUGAAGAAAAACUCAGAUUGGAUAUGGGAUUGGUCAAGUCGGCCAGAAAAUAUACCCCCUAAGGAGUUCCUCUUUAAACACCCGAAGCGCACAGCUACUCUCAGCAUGAGAAAUACAAGUGUUAUGAAGAAAGGGGGCAUUUUCUCAGCAGAGUUUCUGAAGGUUUUUCUUCCGUCUCUGCUACUGUCUCAUCUACUAGCCAUUGGAUUGGGGAUUUACAUUGGAAGGCGUCUGACAACCUCCACCAGCACUUUUUGAUGAAGAAUUGGAUCCAGCUUUGUUCAUGUGGUGGGGAUUUGUAUCUGAGCUUGUGACAGCUGAUGUGAAGAGCUAUCAUGAUCCUUGGGUGGCUGCACCACUUGUUUAUUCUGUACAUGCUGCGUUCCUGAUUAGUAAAGUGAAUAGACACUAAAAUCAUGCUGAUCUAUAAUUAUACCUAUGGGAUCAAUUAAUAAGCAUGGCAGACUAAUAUCUACUGUAUAAAUUUGGUAGUAAAUUUUCUUUGGUUAUUAGAUAUAAAUAAUAUAAAUAAUUUUAAUAUACUAGUCAUGAUGUAUGUAGUAUUUAAAAAUAUGUAACUUUAAUUCAGUUAAAACACUUUAAUAUUUCAAAGAAUGAAUAAAAUUAAUAUUAAAAUCACUACAUUAAGGGGUUUGCCCAAAAGAAAUAGUGUGGCCUUAUAAUUACACUAUUGUAGAAUAUGUUUAAUUUAGAUGGAUGCAGAUUGUCUGUAAAGAUCACUUAACUAUAUAAAUUGUUCUUAAUAGAGAACAAGGUAGUUAGAAAUUCCACUGUGAGUUGGUACACUAAGCAAUUGUUGCUUUUCCAGUGUCAGGACUCCAGGUAGUCACCUUAGGUGGUCAGUUUUCUGACAAAGGCAGUUAUUUAAUCUCUUAUCCUUCGUUACUCUGGAUUGCUCGAUUUAAUUUUACUGUUUGUGCUCAACUUUUGUGUGCUCUUAAAAUUAGCUUUAUUGAAAGCAAAUCUGUCUACUUUAGAAGUCUGGAAGUAGAAAAAAUAAAUUAUUGCCAAAUACUUUGGAGAUUAUUGUACUUACAUAAGAUUAAGAAUCAAAUAUGAAAGUUUCUUGAUUAAGUCAGGCCUGUUCCCCAUUGUCAUUCUUUUAUCUUUUCUACAGCAUGAUUUUUAGAAAGGCUGCAUCUUUGAUACAAUGCUGUGUGUAUUAUACUGUAUUUGUUUCACCUUUCCACCCUUAAUUCAGGUGUGUUAAAAUAAAUGUAACAUUUUAACUUUUAAAA